This is a messenger RNA of Neodiprion virginianus, 2027 nucleotides long. RefSeq lists its product as uncharacterized. The transcript is spliced from 2 exons. The coding region runs from base 105 to 689 and encodes 194 amino acids. The record is from RefSeq and is a predicted model, not a curated record. Lineage: Eukaryota; Metazoa; Arthropoda; Insecta; Hymenoptera; Diprionidae.
GUCAUCCCUAACCGAGGGACUCAUUGUACCCCAAGCCACAUACAACAUACCCCACGACCCGCCAGCAACCCUACAACAACGAGCGGCCCGACAACAUUCGAAACAUGAGCAUCAACACGUUGUUCUACGGUUUGGUGCUUAUGAGCAUGGACGAGGUGCUCGUCAGGGCGUCGGGGAUGUCGGGACUAGGAGAAGACGGGGGUUCUCUUCAUCCGUACAACACGGGCGAGCAGGAAAUCGAGCCGUUCGAUUACACGCCUGCAAAGCGGGACGACAACGGCCAAGAGAAGCCGAAAAUCCCGGGUAGCGUGUACGUCCGUUUCGGUCGCAACCACGCCGAGAAGAUUCCGGCAGAGGCGGAAAGAGAGACGCGCGGAAGAUCGGACGGAUUCAUAAGGUUCGGAAGAUCUCACCCGAAGGCUUCGCAGCAUAGAAACGAGCCGGGAUUCGGCGGCUUAGAGAGAAUCCAGAGAGGUAACAAGUGGUUCCGUAUGGGUCGGAACGCCCCGUCUGACAACGAGAACAACAUUGCAUCGAAGUACGCGAUGCUCAAGGCGAAGAGCGACGAGUGCGAUUGGUGGCUGAAGCGAUGCCACGCCAAUCUUGUAUCCCUUUGCACGCCGGAUGAUGACGAUACCGAUAUAUGUCGCGAACAGGACGGUAGAAUUUUUUGCGACAGCCGUAAAUAAGAAAUUAGCUUUCACAAAUUUACACGCUUCGAAUUAUGUAUAAGUACGUCCGCGAUGUAAUCUCUGGACACGAAUUUUCCUCAUGCCUGAAUUGCACAUUUUUCCUGCUUCAAGCCAAAAAUUAAUCAUUUUUGUUUAUCGAAUCCUUUCGCAUAUUUCACUGAACUGGAUCGUCGCUGGGUUCGUAUAUACCGCAUACCUGUGUAAAUCCGAUAUGCGAUUCAAAUUUUCACAACUGCAGAGAAAAAUCUUCAAAUCAAACAUUAUUAUGAUUAUUCAAUAAAUUUCGUUGAGGAAUCGCGAUAAUUUUUGUUUUCUCCCCUCGUCACGUCUUCGUUUCAUUUAUUCGAGUGGGUUUUGCACUCGGUUCUGCGAAGCCAUUCGAGACGUCGAAAAUCGCUUUGGAUCCUUCUGAGGUAACUUUUCGACGCAAUAUAUUUCUCAUGUUAAUACUGUGUCAGACUUGGAACUGAAACAUAAAAAAAAUCUAUCAAAACAUUAUUUACUUUCCCAUGUUUCUUUUGGAUGAUUAAUUAUUUACCUUAGAACACUAGGAUUGAUUGGAUAGUGUAUUUGUAAUUAAAGAACACAACGAACGAUUUUAAUAUCGAAUUCAAAUCUCCUGCCGGUCUGUAACGUGGGAGGAUAUUUUUUCUGCCAUCAAGUUCGCUAAUUUCCCUGUAGGUUAGAGUUUAUACAGCGAAUAGAUAGAACCGUAAGCUAAUGAAUGUACAAAACCUUUCAAAACGAUCAUGUUAAAGUUUAAUACACUAACGACACUUUACAACCAUAAGUCUAACUAAAUGUGUCAUCCUCCAAGAAGACUGCAAAACUUUUUUUUUUUUUUUUUUUGCAUGCUGAAAUUACACGGUGAACAUAAAAAAGUAGAGAGUGAAAAGGUAGAAAGUUAUUGACCCCAGCCAAUCAAAAAACUAUAGUUUUCUUAUCAUGUCCCCGAGAAAGGGAAAAAAGCGAACGUAAGAUUGGCAAUAUGAUAAACAACCUCAAUAUGUAAAUAUGGAAUAUACGAAUAGUUCCAACAUUGUUCGUUGUGCUCGACAAGAUUUUACGCAACCCCAAUUUAUCUAUCCACGUUGUUUUCUUCCUCUCGUUUCCUUUCACGUAUUUUCAUCGACCGAUAUUUUAUUUACGAACAGAGGUGGUUCGACGUUUGUGUCAAUUAAUUUGCCGAUUCCAAUCGUACCCGGAACAAUUACAUACGAGGAUCAUAGACUAUAACAUAUUGUACUUUAUACAUUUAAAUAUACACAGUUGGUAUAAAAAAGAAUGUAAAUUUAAUAACCUGUAUACAUAUAUCGAUAAAAGUGGCUGUGCGUC